UUUUGCUUUCACACCGCCACUGUCAGCUGCCAGGACAGUCAGUUGUUCAUUUAAUUGGUUAGGUUUUAAAAAAACAAACAAUGUAUCAGAAAUCAGAGAAUUAAUUCCAGACAACAUUCUACGUUUCUAUAACUACCACAAAUAUAUUUGUAUAUCAUUUCAUUAAAUAAUUUUUUUCAAUAAUGAUAACUCUAUCGCAACGUUUGAAACAAAAACCGCAGACUAAUGAAGCGGCUUCGUCAAGAGCUUCUGUUCGAGAUAGACUUUUAGUCAAAGAAGCCCAAGAAAUGGCUCAGCUUCUACCAGCCUGUUGUGCUGUCCACUAUAUGAACGAAAAUGAUUUGAGUAAAUUCAUUCUGGAAGUUAAACCUACAGAAGGAUACUGGGAAGGAGGAACGUUUAGAUUUGAAAUAUGUGUGACUGAUGAAUAUAACAUGGUGCCUCCACUAGUCAAGUGCUUGACAAAGUUGUGGCAUCCCAAUAUCAACGAAUCAGGGGAGGUGUGCUUAUCCCUUUUGAGGAGACAUAGCGUGGACGGAAUGGGUUGGUCUCCUAUUCGAAGACUGAAUGAUGUUGUUUGGGGCCUACACGCCCUAUUUACGGAUUUAUUAAAUUUUGAAGACCCCCUCAACGUGGAGGCAGCUGACAUGUAUAGAUACUCCAAAGAAGAAUUCAAACUCAAAGUGAUGGAGUAUCUUGCGGUUUACGCAAAAGAAUGAAAUCUUAAUUACUCACUGUAUUAUUUUGUAUACUUGUUUCACUUGUACAUUACUUCCUAGUUUUAAAUUAUUGUGAUACGUAUAGUUUGCUUCAAAAAUUUUUUAAGAUGUGAAAUAAUAUAGUUGAUACAA
This is a messenger RNA of Leptinotarsa decemlineata (Colorado potato beetle), 851 nucleotides long. RefSeq names its product NEDD8-conjugating enzyme UBE2F-like. NCBI's taxonomy places the organism in Eukaryota, Metazoa, Arthropoda, Insecta, Coleoptera, Chrysomelidae. The record is from RefSeq and is a predicted model, not a curated record.